AUGCCAAAACCUAGUGCCUUGACUUACAGUGGCUCCAACUAUCCUCAGGUUCUUAUUAGAGGACCAUUCUCGUGCUGUGCUGUUGAAGAAAUGGCGUUCUGGGCUACACCAUCUCUAAGCCAGUGGAUUCUUAUCCCUAGAUUUCCUAUUGGUGGAGAUGGAGGAAAUGGGACGAUUACCUGCCUCAAAUUUGACACAGCUUCUGCUGAUGGAUUACUCAAAUUUGAGGUCACUUCCCCAAUGCCAGAACUUCAGUCAUUUCCAGGAGUGGGUUUGCUAUCCAAAACUACAAGGGGCUUCAACAUCUCACCUCUCUUCAAGAAUCAACGAUCAGCAGCUUUGCUAAGCUCCAGGCCAUUCCAGAAGAAGGCUGCCCUCAUCCCUUUCCUUUCUGUUUAUCUUCAAUUGUCCUUCAUUGAAACUAAGGUGUUGGCAGAGAAAGGGGAGGAUUGGCCCAAGAUUUCUCACGGUGUUUCCUUAGAGGAGUGGGACAAGCUGCUGCAGUUCGGAUUGCUUAUGAAGUUCAUAGCUGAAUUUGAGUCUGCUCAGGCACUCCUGCUGCCUGAAACUUUGACAUGCUAUUAUGAGGAGCAGGUGACUGCCUGA
Messenger RNA from Dovyalis caffra, 606 nucleotides. The record is from the annotation of a GenBank genome assembly. Lineage: Eukaryota; Viridiplantae; Streptophyta; Magnoliopsida; Malpighiales; Salicaceae.